AUGGAACCUGACCUGAAGAUGAAGGAGGAUCCGCAGCUAGUCGAGGCGAAUGUCCAAGACGGCCAAAUCGAUAGUGCGGAGGGCCUGCAACGUCGACUCGAAAACCGACAUGUUCAACUGAUCGCCAUUGGAGGCUCCAUUGGGACGGCGCUGUUCGUCACCAUCGGCAAUGGCCUCGCCGCAGGUGGCCCGGCCAGUCUGCUGAUUGCGUACGUCCUGUACUGUGGGGUGCUUGCUUGUAUCAACAAUUGUCUCUCGGAAAUGAUUGUCCUCCAUCCGGUGUCCGGUGGCUUCAUCCGUAUCGCGGGCAAGUGGGUCGACGACGCUCUCGGCUUCAUGGUCGGCUGGAAUUUCUUUCUCUACGAAGCUCUCAUGAUCCCCUUCGAGAUCACCGCCAUCAACCUGAUCCUUGGCUACUGGAGAGACGACAUUCCGGUCGCCGCAGUGUGUGUGGCGUGUAUAGUCCUUUUUGCGUAUGACCCCAGAGCAACGAUCCCUUUCCAGCCCGGCCUUUCCAUACUUCCCCAAAGCGAUGUUGUAACUGCCAUCAAUGCUCUCGCCGUCGCGGCGUACGGGGAGGCUGAGUUCUGGCUCUCCUCCGGGAAGGUCAUCCUGAUCUUCCUGCUCUUUUUCUUUACCUUCAUUACCAUGGUUGGCGGCAACCCAGCUCACGAUGUAUACGGGUUUCGCUAUUGGAACGAUCCCGGCCCGUUUGCCGCCUAUCGCACGGCUGGUAACCUCGGUCGAUUUGAGGGUUUCCUGGCCGCUGUCUGGUCUGCUGCGUUCUGCAUUGUUGGGCCCGAAUAUAUCGCGAUGGCCGCUGCCGAGUCCAAACGCCCCCGGAUCUUUGUCAAGGCUGCCUUUAAGACCAUUUACUGGCGGUUUAUCUUAUUCUUUGCCAUGGGUGCCCUCUGUGUCGGCAUCGUCAUUCCGUGGAACGACCCGACGCUGCAGGCCAUCCUUGCCGGAGAGAGUAAUGAGAAAGGAGGUGGUGCGUCUCCCUAUGUCAUCGCAAUGUCGAAUAUGCAGGUCCACAUCCUGCCGGACAUCGUCAAUGCCCUACUCAUCACGUCCGUCUUCUCGGCGGGCAACACCCUCACCUACUGCGCCACUCGGUCCCUCUACGGCCUGGCCCUCGACGGUCGAGCACCGAAAAUCUUGAGCAAGACGAAGAACGGCGUCCCCCUCUACGCCUUUCUUGUCGUUAUGUGUUUUCCGUUCCUGUCUUUCCUACAGCUCUCCGACAAUUCGUCCCAAGUCUUGACGUGGUUAGUCAACUUGGUUACGGCCGGUGCCCUCAUUGACUAUCUGGUCAUCUGUAUCACGUACAUCCAAUUCCACCGGGCCUGCAAAGCGCAAGGCAUCGACCGAAAGAACUUUCCGUACUACGGCUACUUCCAGCCCUACUGCUCCUACCUCGGUGCGGUGUGCAUGGUCCUGGUCUUGCUCUUCUACGGGUAUACCGCAUUCGCGCCGUGGAGUGUGGAGACCUUCUUCCAGAAUUACACCAUGCAGAUCCUUGCGCCCAUUUUGUAUUUCGGAUGGAAGUUCGCUCACCGGACGAAGAUCCUCAAGCCGCAGGAAGUCGAUUUGGUUUGGGACCGACCGAUCGUGGACUCCUACGAGGCUACCUUCACCAGUCCUGCGCCAGGGUUCUGGGCCGAAAUGAUUCAAAUGUUCCGGUUCAAACGACGGCAGCCAGAGCCGGUCGAUGUUUAG
Molecule: messenger RNA, 1719 nt
Organism: Aspergillus bombycis
Lineage: Eukaryota; Fungi; Ascomycota; Eurotiomycetes; Eurotiales; Aspergillaceae
Product: general amino acid permease AGP2
Exons: 2
Coding region: 1-1719 (572 amino acids)
Biological process (GO): amino acid transmembrane transport
Cellular component (GO): membrane
Molecular function (GO): amino acid transmembrane transporter activity
Source: RefSeq, a predicted model, not a curated record